CUCUCUUCCCCCCGCCCUGCCUUCCCUUGCACCCUCCUUCUUCCCUCCGCCCGGGAGCUCUCCCUGGUCCCCGGCGCCGCCUCCUUCCCUCCCGGCUCCCCGCUCCCCGCUCCCGUGGCUGCCGCCGCCCCGGGGAAGAAGAGACAGGGGUGGGGUUUGGGGGAAGCGAGAGAGGAGGGGAGAGACCCUGGCCAGGCUGGAGCCUGGAUUCGAGGGGAGGAGGGACGGGAGGAGGAGAAAGGUGGAGGAGAAGGGAGGGGGGAGCGGGGAGGAGCGGCCGGGCCUGGGGCCUUGAGGCCCGGGGAGAGCCGGGGAGCCGGGCCCGCGCGCCGAGGCUGAGCCCGGUCGGAGCCUGCGAGGCAACCGGCAAGAGGUCGAGUAGUCUCCGGGUGCGGGCCGCGCCGGCGGGGCUCGGUCCAGUCCUCAUGGCCGCCUCUCACUUAGAUGUUGCUGCUGCUGCUACUGGCGCCACUCUUCCUCCGCCCCCCGGGCGCGGGCGGGGUGCAGACCCCCAACGCCACCUCAGAAGGUUGCCAGAUCAUACACCCGCCCUGGGAAGGGGGCAUCAGGUACCGGGGCCUGACUCGGGACCAGGUGAAGGCUAUCAACUUCCUGCCAGUGGACUAUGAGAUUGAGUAUGUGUGCCGGGGGGAGCGCGAGGUGGUGGGGCCCAAGGUCCGCAAGUGCCUGGCCAACGGCUCCUGGACAGAUAUGGACACACCCAGCCGCUGUGUCCGAAUCUGCUCCAAGUCUUAUUUGACCCUGGAAAAUGGGAAGGUUUUCCUGACGGGUGGGGACCUCCCAGCUCUGGACGGAGCCCGGGUGGAUUUCCGGUGUGACCCCGACUUCCAUCUGGUGGGCAGCUCCCGGAGCAUCUGUAGUCAGGGCCAGUGGAGCACCCCCAAGCCCCACUGCCAGGUGAAUCGAACGCCACACUCAGAACGGCGCGCAGUGUACAUCGGGGCACUGUUUCCCAUGAGCGGGGGCUGGCCAGGGGGCCAGGCCUGCCAGCCCGCGGUGGAGAUGGCGCUGGAGGACGUGAAUAGCCGCAGGGACAUCCUGCCGGACUAUGAGCUCAAGCUCAUCCACCACGACAGCAAGUGUGAUCCAGGCCAAGCCACCAAGUACCUAUAUGAGCUGCUCUACAACGACCCUAUCAAGAUCAUCCUUAUGCCUGGCUGCAGCUCUGUCUCCACGCUGGUGGCUGAGGCUGCUAGGAUGUGGAACCUCAUUGUGCUUUCCUAUGGCUCCAGCUCACCAGCCCUGUCAAACCGGCAGCGUUUCCCCACUUUCUUCCGAACGCACCCAUCAGCCACACUCCACAACCCUACCCGCGUGAAACUCUUUGAAAAGUGGGGCUGGAAGAAGAUUGCUACCAUCCAGCAGACCACUGAGGUCUUCACUUCGACUCUGGACGACCUGGAGGAACGAGUGAAGGAGGCUGGAAUUGAGAUUACUUUCCGCCAGAGUUUCUUCUCAGAUCCAGCUGUGCCCGUCAAAAACCUGAAGCGCCAGGAUGCCCGAAUCAUCGUGGGACUUUUCUAUGAGACUGAAGCCCGGAAAGUUUUUUGUGAGGUGUACAAGGAGCGUCUCUUUGGGAAGAAGUACGUCUGGUUCCUCAUUGGGUGGUAUGCUGACAAUUGGUUCAAGAUCUACGACCCUUCUAUCAACUGCACAGUGGAUGAGAUGACUGAGGCGGUGGAGGGCCACAUCACAACUGAGAUUGUCAUGCUGAAUCCUGCCAAUACCCGCAGCAUUUCCAACAUGACAUCCCAGGAAUUUGUGGAGAAACUAACCAAGCGACUGAAAAGACACCCUGAGGAGACAGGAGGCUUCCAGGAGGCACCGCUGGCCUAUGAUGCCAUCUGGGCCUUGGCACUGGCCCUGAACAAGACAUCUGGAGGAGGCGGCCGUUCCGGCGUGCGCCUGGAGGACUUCAACUACAACAACCAGACCAUUACCGACCAAAUCUACCGGGCAAUGAACUCCUCGUCCUUUGAGGGUGUCUCUGGCCAUGUGGUGUUUGAUGCCAGCGGCUCUCGGAUGGCAUGGACGCUUAUCGAGCAGCUUCAGGGUGGCAGCUACAAGAAGAUUGGCUACUAUGACAGCACCAAGGAUGAUCUUUCCUGGUCCAAAACAGAUAAAUGGAUUGGAGGGUCCCCCCCAGCUGACCAGACCCUGGUCAUCAAGACAUUCCGCUUCCUGUCACAGAAACUCUUUAUCUCCGUCUCAGUUCUCUCCAGCCUGGGCAUUGUCCUAGCUGUUGUCUGUCUGUCCUUUAACAUCUACAACUCACAUGUCCGUUAUAUCCAGAACUCACAGCCCAACCUGAACAACCUGACUGCUGUGGGCUGCUCACUGGCUUUAGCUGCUGUCUUCCCCCUGGGGCUCGAUGGUUACCACAUUGGGAGGAACCAGUUCCCUUUCGUCUGCCAGGCCCGCCUCUGGCUCCUGGGCCUGGGCUUUAGUCUGGGCUACGGUUCCAUGUUCACCAAGAUUUGGUGGGUCCACACGGUCUUCACAAAGAAGGAAGAAAAGAAGGAGUGGAGGAAGACUCUGGAACCCUGGAAGCUGUAUGCCACAGUGGGCCUGCUGGUGGGCAUGGAUGUCCUCACUCUCGCCAUCUGGCAGAUCGUGGACCCUCUGCACCGGACCAUUGAGACAUUUGCCAAGGAGGAACCUAAGGAAGAUAUUGACGUCUCUAUUCUGCCCCAGCUGGAGCAUUGCAGCUCCAGGAAGAUGAAUACAUGGCUUGGCAUUUUCUAUGGUUACAAGGGGCUGCUGCUGCUGCUGGGAAUCUUCCUUGCUUAUGAGACCAAGAGUGUGUCCACUGAGAAGAUCAAUGAUCACCGGGCUGUGGGCAUGGCUAUCUACAAUGUGGCAGUCCUGUGCCUCAUCACUGCUCCUGUCACCAUGAUUCUGUCCAGCCAGCAGGAUGCAGCCUUUGCCUUUGCCUCUCUUGCCAUAGUUUUCUCCUCCUAUAUCACUCUUGUUGUGCUCUUUGUGCCCAAGAUGCGCAGGCUGAUCACCCGAGGGGAAUGGCAGUCGGAGGCGCAGGACACCAUGAAGACAGGGUCAUCGACCAACAACAACGAGGAGGAGAAGUCCCGGCUGUUGGAGAAGGAGAACCGUGAACUGGAAAAGAUCAUUGCUGAGAAAGAGGAGCGUGUCUCUGAACUGCGCCAUCAACUCCAGUCUCGGCAGCAGCUCCGCUCCCGGCGCCACCCACCGACACCCCCAGAACCCUCUGGGGGCCUGCCCAGGGGACCCCCUGAGCCCCCCGACCGGCUUAGCUGUGAUGGGAGUCGAGUGCAUUUGCUUUAUAAGUGAGGGUAGGGUGAGGGAGGACAGGCCAGUAGGGGGAGGGAAAGGGAGAGGGGAAGGGCAGGGGACUCAGGAAGCAGGGGGUCCCCAUCCCCAGCUGGGAAGAACAUGCUAUCCAAUCUCAUCUCUUGUAAAUACAUGUCCCCCUGUGAGUUCUGGGCUGAUUUGGGUCUCUCAUACCUCUGGGAAACAGACCUUUUUCUCUCUUACUGCUUCAUGUAAUUUUGUAUCACCUCUUCACAAUUUAGUUCGUACCUGGCUUGAAGCUGCUCACUGCUCACACGCUGCCUCCUCAGCAGCCUCACUGCAUCUUUCUCUUCCCAUGCAACACCCUCUUCUAGUUACCACGGCAACCCCUGCAGCUCCUCUGCCUUUGUGCUCUGUUCCUGUCCAGCAGGGGUCUCCCAACAAGUGCUCUUUCCACCCCAAAGGGGCCUCUCCUUUUCUCCACUGUCAUAAUCUCUUUCCAUCUUACUUGCCCUUCUAUACUUUCUCACAUGUGGCUCCCCCUGAAUUUUGCUUCCUUUGGGAGCUCAUUCUUUUCGCCAAGGCUCACAUGCUCCUUGCCUCUGCUCUGUGCACUCACGCUCAGCACACAUGCAUCCUCCCCUCUCCUGCGUGUGCCCACUGAACAUGCUCAUGUGUACACACGCUUUUCCCAUAUGCUUUCUUCAUGUUCAGUCACAUGUGCUCUCGGGUGCCCUGCAUUCACAGCUACGUGUGCCCCUCUCAUGGUCAUGGGUCUGCCCUUGAGCGUGUUUGGGUAGGCAUGUGCAAUUUGUCUAGCAUGCUGAGUCAUGUCUUUCCUAUUUGCACACGUCCAUGUUUAUCCAUGUACUUUCCCUGUGUACCCUCCAUGUACCUUGUGUACUUUCUUCCCUUAAAUCAUGGUAUUCUUCUGACAGAGCCAUAUGUACCCUACCCUGCACAUUGUUAUGCACUUUUCCCCAAUUCAUGUUUGGUGGGGCCAUCCACACCCUCUCCUUGUCACAGAAUCUCCAUUUCUGCUCAGAUUCCCCCCAUCUCCAUUGCAUUCAUGUACUACCCUCAGUCUACACUCACAAUCAUCUUCUCCCAAGACUGCUCCCUUUUGUUUUGUGUUUUUUUGAGGGGAAUUAAGGAAAAAUAAGUGGGGGCAGGUUUGGAGAGCUGCUUCCAGUGGAUAGUUGAUGAGAAUCCUGACCAAAGGAAGGCACCCUUGACUGUUGGGAUAGACAGAUGGACCUAUGGGGUGGGAGGUGGUGUCCCUUUCACACUGUGGUGUCUCUUGGGGAAGGAUCUCCCCGAAUCUCAAUAAACCAGUGAACAGUG
Homo sapiens (human) is the source of this 4635-nucleotide messenger RNA. It is a transcript of the gene GABBR1, whose product is annotated as gamma-aminobutyric acid type B receptor subunit 1. Gene Ontology annotation, cellular component: endoplasmic reticulum membrane; G protein-coupled receptor heterodimeric complex; GABA receptor complex. Gene Ontology annotation, molecular function: GABA receptor activity; G protein-coupled receptor activity; protein heterodimerization activity. The record is from RefSeq and is a predicted model, not a curated record. The transcript has 23 exons. NCBI's taxonomy places the organism in Eukaryota, Metazoa, Chordata, Mammalia, Primates, Hominidae. Bases 445 to 3330 code for a protein of 961 amino acids. Gene Ontology annotation, biological process: negative regulation of cell population proliferation; negative regulation of dopamine secretion; positive regulation of glutamate secretion.